CGCCCCGAGGGGCCGUCAGACCGGGAGCGACGCCGCAGCCGGCACCGUGCGUCUCUCCGCUACGAGAACGCUGCCCCUGUGUUCCCUCCGCGCCGACGGCUUUUCCCAGUGACUGUGUACCCCGCCUUUAUUUAUUCCGGGUCCUCUUCGCCUCUCGUUCCGCUGACGCUCUGUAGCUGAGGAUUUAUUUUAUUUUUUUAAUCCUUGCGAGAAGCACAGUACAGAGCGGAGCGCUCCGUCUCGCCGGGACUCCGGGACAGACCCGCCGCACAGCCCUAGGAGGAGGCGCGGCCGCCCCGCCGCCAAGGACAAAAGAGCGGCCCCUGCGCCAUGAGCAGCGCCGAGAUGGGCAAGUUCAACAUCUCUCCCGACGAGGAUAGCAGUAGCUACAGCUCCAACAGCAACGACUUCAGCUACCCCUACCCCACCAAGCCGGCCGCCAUGAAGAGCCACUAUGCAGAUAUGGAUCCGGAAAAUCAGAAUUUCUUACUUGACUCCAACGUUGGAAAGAAGAAAUACGAAACUCAGUAUCAUCCGGGUACCACUUCCUUUGGGAUGUCAGUAUUUAAUCUGAGCAAUGCUAUUGUGGGCAGUGGCAUCCUGGGACUUUCCUAUGCCAUGGCUAACACUGGAAUUGCUCUUUUUGUGAUACUCCUGCUAGUUGUUUCAAUACUUUCUUUGUAUUCAGUGCAUCUCCUUUUGAAGACUGCUAACGAAGGAGGAUCUUUAUUAUAUGAACAGUUGGGAAUGAAGGCAUUUGGUAUGCCUGGAAAACUUGCUGCUUCUGGAUCAAUUACAAUGCAGAACAUUGGAGCUAUGUCAAGCUACCUCUUCAUAGUGAAAUAUGAGUUACCAUUGGUCAUCAAGACAUUUAUGAACAUCGAAGAGAACACAGGACAAUGGUAUCUUAAUGGCGAUUAUUUAGUGCUGAUGGUGUCUGUCAUCCUCAUUCUUCCCCUGUCUUUACUGAAAAAUUUAGGAUAUCUGGGCUAUACCAGCGGCUUUUCCUUACUUUGCAUGGUCUUCUUUCUGAUUGUUGUAAUUUGGAAGAUGUUUCAGAUUCCUUGUCCUAUGGACAGUGACAUCAUAAACGCAACGUUAAUAAAUGCAACACUGGUACCUUUCACAGAUGAAAAUAUAACAGUUGAUGAUGCAUGCAAGCCAAAAUAUUUCAUCUUCAAUUCACAGACUGUCUACGCUGUCCCAAUCCUAACAUUUUCUUUUGUCUGUCAUCCUGCAAUUCUUCCUAUCUAUGAAGAACUGAAAAGCCGAAGCCGUAAAAGAAUGAUGAACGUGUCCUACGUAUCUUUUUUUGCCAUGUUCCUGAUGUAUUUAUUGGCUGCUCUCUUUGGUUACUUAACGUUUUACGGAAGAGUUGAAUCAGAACUACUUCAUACCUACUCUGCUUUUCUGGGUGCUGACAUUCUUCUUCUAAUUGUGCGUCUUGCUGUACUUAUGGCUGUAACUCUCACUGUGCCUGUGGUUAUUUUCCCAAUCCGCAGUUCCGUUACCCAACUUCUGUGGGCAGGGAAGGAGUUCAGUUGGUGGCGUCACUGUGCCAUCACAGUCGUUCUUCUGGCAUUUACCAACGUGCUCGUUAUCUUCGUCCCUACUAUCCGAGACAUCUUUGGAUUCAUUGGUGCGUCUGCAGCAGCUAUGCUGAUCUUUAUUCUUCCUUCUGCCUUCUAUAUCAAACUAGUCAAGAAGGAGCCAAUGAAGUCGGUGCAAAAGAUUGGGGCUGCAUUAUUCUUUCUAAGUGGUAUACUUGUGAUGACUGGGUGUAUGACACUGAUUAUUCUAGACUGGAUCCAUACUGAUGCUUCUGAUGGGCAUUAACUGUCCUGGUGUAAUACUCCACUUCAAAUGCCAGUGUUCACUCAGAUACCUACUGAGAAUGAAAAUGAGCUAUUCAGCUUCCUUCCUUUAAAAUACAGAUUCUUUGUUGAUGGUUCUUCUGAUUGUAGAAUACCUGAACUCUGGCUUUAAGGAACUAUUCUGCAUGAUGGAAAUGGAUAUUAACAUCAAACCACGUGAGUGUCUGGCUGAAGGAAGUGACAACUUUAUUCCAUUCCAGAGAAUGGAUAGAACUCUGUGUAGACUUUUAUCAAGCCAUGUUUGGCUUUCAUCAUUGUUACUUGGAUAUUUUGUUAUUUUACUUGAAUGUGCCUAAUGGAACCAUUCGAUGUGAGAAAUGACUCUUAAUUUACAGCAAAGCAUUUAAAUAACCAAUGAGAGAGAGAGAACAACACUAUUAUUUUUUGUACCAAAAAUUCUUAUGGACCUCAAAAGCACUAUUUUGACUUUAAGAAACUUUUUUUCUAAACAGAAACAUGCGCAUAAAAAUAAGUAAUCGGUGUCCUAAAUUGAAUCUAGUUUGCCUCUCUUUAGAGGCCUAACUAGAAGAAAUUUUAUGUUAAAAAAUACUUCUGAUGACCAAAACAGAAGAUGAACCAAUUCAAAUAAAAUCUUCAAAUGUUUCUCUUAAAAAUUAAUUUUUACUAUACUGAAAUUUUAACUACAGUUUACCUUUGUUUCAAAAAAAAAAAAAAAAGAAAAAAAUGUGGAAACCCAAAUUGUCAAGCUUUAAAAAGUAUGUACCCCUUAGAAUGGGUCCACUUGAGAAAUGUAGUUAAUGUGGAAUUCAGAGUGAUGGUAUGGACAUUUCCAUUCUUGAAGUACUCAAUAGUGCAAUUGGGUAAAACAGGGUUUGGGGUUUUUUGCUUUUUUUUGUUCUUUUUUGUUUGUUUGUUUGUUUUUCUGUUGUAGAUAAAAACUUAAUGGCAAUGGAGCAUAUAAUUAUGCCAUUAAUAAAAGACUCCUUCAUGGAGUUCUGUUCAUCAAUAAGGUCCACUUUCAGUUGUAGAAAUGUUUGUUGGUUGUUUUUUUUUCUGUCCUGUCUUGAAACACUCAGUAGGGAAAGAAAAAGGUCCUAAUGUAGUUUACUGGUUGUAUAAUAUUCAAAAGCUGUACAGUAUUUCUCAAAGUACUCAUCCAUUAUUGGAUUUUUAAUUACUUGACUAUUCUGUUUCUGAGUCAAAUCCACAAAAUAACUGCGCCAGUGUUUCAUGCUUGGUACAAACUCUCUUCACACACACAAUGGGAUUCCUCUUCCAAUUUAUAGUGUAUCGUAGUAUUACAGAUAACCUCAUAGACUGAAUAGUCAUCUCAUACUUGUUUGCUUCAGAAAUAGGUAAGUUUUUUAUGAACCCUAGCUAGCUGAUGAAACAGAUGCUGUAUGGUUGUGAUAGCUGUUUUGUUUCUAGUGCAUGUUUACUCUUUCAUUCUUAUCCCAGGGUGAAGAGAAAUAACACUUAUGUAACAGCGUACUUGGCUUACAAGAGGUUCUCAAACACAAUAUUAGGUACAAAAGCCUCGAUAGGGAUUGUUAAUGAAAUAAUCAUGGCAAUGUGGUCAGUUUUCUUCAUCUAACACCAUGUUUUAAAAGUCUGAUUUACGAUGUUCCACUCAGCAUUUCUCAGAGGGAACAAGUAGGGCCCUGUAAUCUAUUGAUGAAACAGUGCCUGAGACUUUUUUUGCUCUUGUAGAAUCGGUCAGGAACAAAUCUAAAUUACAGUCGUUGUUUGGCAGAUAACAUCAAGCUCUGCCCAGCCAUUUAAAAUCCACGAAAAAAAAUUGCAGGUAUUUUGUACUGAUACUUCUGCAUGGCUUUAAGUGCUGGUUGCUAAGUCUGUAAUGUAAACUGUAAUGAGAAGUUAGAUUUCUUUUGUGGUGUUUGUAUCAUUCGUUUGGUGGUGCUCAACUGGCGAUGAACGAUCCUGAAGUCAGCACUGACUAAAGCUCCUUAGGUACUUCUCUGCCUCAGGUACUUUACAUCCAUGGUGUCUACCCCAUGGUACCUGAAUACACAGCAGUGCUGAGCGCGUGCCUCUACUUCGGCAGCUCUUCUUCCUCUGCAAACACAGAACUGAAGAGGAUUGAAAUGUCUACCUUUGAGCAAUUUGUAGCACAUAAGGGAUGAAGCACUUCCCUUGCCAGCUUGAUAAAAAAAAUAAUAAUCUUUCUCUCAGAACGAUAGGAGAGAACAAAAUUAGAGGUUACUACGCAGUCCCUCUCUGCACCUGGAGAGGAGAACGAUUUUUGUGAUGGCACCUCAUAAUGCUGUUACCAUGUAUGUCAUCUAACUCUUUUAAUGUAGCAAUUUCUGGAUUUUGUGUUAAGCGUUGUAUUACUUGAUGGCUGGCUCUUCACCUGCAACAGUUGAGUUCCACUUGGCUGGGUUGGUUUCAAAUGUAUGUUUUUGGUUAGUUGUUGUUUUUAGUUAUGUUUAUUUUUGGAAACCUGUCUGUCUAAAGUUGCCUACAUAACAAAUGACCUGAAAGAGCAGCUUCAGUAUUAAACCACUGUUCUGUCACCUCAGUUAGACAUUACUGUCUUCCAUGAUAUUUCAGUCCUAAGUGUAAUAUGUUAUUUAUAAAACAUUAAUCCAUUAAGCCUAAACCUAUUUUUCAAUAUUUAUGAUAUUAUAUGUACAUAAAAUUGUAUGUGUGUAUAUACUGUAAGUAUAAUGUAUAUAGUGUAGGUUCGGGGCUUGGGAUUUAUGUAUAUAUUUCUCUCUCAUUACUGAAAAUUACAUCAUUUCAAUGAGUUGCUCAUGUUGUACAUCUGUAUAACAACUGUCAAAGGAAAGGUCCUUCCACAACAAAAUGUAAUGCUUACCAAAACGGAUGUAGUGUGUUACACCAAAGGGUGUAAGCAAACGCCGAGAUUGUAUUUAUUACAAAUGUAUAUGUUGCAAUAAACACAAAUGUCACUUGGGUCCAUAAAAAGCAUAGUUCAGGUUUGUGUAUGUUUUGCUUCUGAAAUUUACCAUGGAUGUUUAUGAUUUCCUGAAUGCUGCAAUUUAACAACUCUUAGGCUCUAACAGACGUGUUAGGCCAUCAGAUUCAGGCAUCCUACAGUACAUCCCUGUACAUAUGUAAGUAGUCACUGUAUUGUUAGAGGCCAGCAGAGGAGCUACAGCUGUUGGCAGAGUGCAACACAGUUUCAAUGAAACAUUGUAUGUUUGUUUUAACUGAACUUAAAUAAACAGAUAAUGCUAA
Messenger RNA from Tympanuchus pallidicinctus (lesser prairie-chicken), 5060 nucleotides. It is a transcript of the gene SLC38A2, whose product is annotated as solute carrier family 38 member 2. Gene Ontology annotation, molecular function: L-glutamine transmembrane transporter activity. Gene Ontology annotation, biological process: L-glutamine transport; amino acid transmembrane transport. The record is from RefSeq and is a predicted model, not a curated record. Lineage: Eukaryota; Metazoa; Chordata; Aves; Galliformes; Phasianidae. The coding region runs from base 331 to 1836 and encodes 501 amino acids. The transcript is spliced from 16 exons.